Molecule: messenger RNA, 3730 nt
Organism: Trachemys scripta elegans
Lineage: Eukaryota; Metazoa; Chordata; Testudines; Emydidae
Gene: B4GALT6
Product: beta-1,4-galactosyltransferase 6
Exons: 9
Coding region: 869-2017 (382 amino acids)
Biological process (GO): glycosphingolipid biosynthetic process; carbohydrate metabolic process
Molecular function (GO): UDP-galactose:glucosylceramide beta-1,4-galactosyltransferase activity
Source: RefSeq, a predicted model, not a curated record
GACUAGACAGCUCGCGCGGAUUGAGUGGGCGGGCGCGCGCGCCCGCCGAAGUUCUGCAGUUGGUCGCCAAUCACGCAGAGGCUCGCGCACGUUCCCAACCGCCGCAGUAGCCGGGUCGCUGAGGGGCGGGGCGGCUGUAGCGCGUUCCCCGCCGCCGGCCCGGGAGGAAGGAGCGGCGGGGCGCGCAGGUGACUUUGUCCGCUGGUGGCGACGAUGCUGCUGCCGCCGCCGCCCGUGAGAAGGGAGCAGGCGGCCGCGAUCCCCGCCGGAAUGAGCAGCCACCGAGCCACCCAGCAGCCACCGCAGCCCCGCCCGCGGCAGCACUAGGACUCCCCUCCCGACCCCCCUCGGCCCAGCCCCGGGGUCUGCCACUGCCGGCGGAGGGAGCGGGGUGGAGUAACCCCACCCCCGCUGGGUGAGGGGCAGGAACACCCGGGCUCGCAGCGCUGAGGCAGCCCCUCCCACCGGUCUCCGCGCCCCCGUUUCACCUGCGCAGCGGGGAAGGGAGCACCGGAGCCCUCAGCGAGCCGCUCCCCUCCCCUGCGCGGUGCAGUGUUUACCGCUACUGCAGCCCCAUACCCAGCGCCCACCCGGAGCCCCCGCCCUUCCGAUAGCACCCCUGUGUACUAGCCUCUCGCUCCAGCUUCCCGAGCCCCCGCCGGUCAUCUCCUGCUGUCACACACUCCCCACAUCCCUCCGCCCCAACCCCAGCCCCUUCCCCGCCACCGCCGGCCGGCUCGCCCGAGGCCCUCUCCCUUGGCUGGCCCCGCUGUGCGCUCCAUGGGAGUCUCCUACCUCCCGCUGGGAAGUGCUGCCGCCGCCGGCUACUGCUGGGAUUAGGAGGCAGCAGCCCCCGUCCAGGAGGAGGAUGUCACUGCUCGGGAAGGUGCUGCGGGUCUCCAAUCGCUCCAUUCUCGCCUUUAUCUUCUUCUUUUCCUUCUCAUCAUCGUGCCUCUACUUCAUCUAUGUGGCCCCUGGGAUAGCAAACACCUAUCUCUUUAUGGUGCAAGCUCGAGGCAUAAUGUUGAGAGAAAAUGUGAAAACAAUAGGACAUCUGAUCAGAUUGUACACUAAUAAAAAUGCUACUCUGAAUGGCACAGAUUAUCCUGAAGGCAACAAUUCCAGUGACGACCUUGCUCAAACAACAAUGUAUCUUCCAGAAAACUUCACAUAUUCUCCUUACCAGGCUUGUCCAGAAAAGCUGCCUUACAUGAGAGGCCUUAUCAGCAUCAACAUGAGUGAAAUUAGUUUUGAUGAAAUUCAGGAAGUAUUUUCAAAGGAUUUAGACAUUGAGCCAGGUGGUCAUUGGAAACCAAAAGAUUGUAAACCAAGAUGGAAGGUGGCAAUCCUCAUUCCUUUUCGCAAUCGCCAUGAACAUCUUCCGAUUUUUUUCCGGCACCUCAUACCUAUGUUACAGAAGCAACGGUUGGAAUUUGCCUUUUAUGUUGUUGAACAGAGUGGUACGCAACCUUUUAAUCGUGCAAUGCUCUUUAACGUUGGCUUCAAAGAGGCUAUGAAGGAUGUUGCCUGGGACUGUGUAAUUUUUCAUGAUGUAGAUCAUUUACCUGAAAAUGACCGAAAUUAUUAUGGAUGUGGAGAGAUGCCACGUCAUUUUGCAGCAAAGCUGGACAAAUACAUGUACAUUCUUCCAUACAAUGAGUUCUUUGGUGGUGUAAGUGGCCUGACAGUGGAACAAUUCAAAAAGAUCAAUGGAUUUCCAAAUGCUUUCUGGGGAUGGGGAGGAGAAGAUGACGAUCUUUGGAAUAGGGUUCAUUAUGCUGGAUACAAUGUAACAAGACCAGAGGGAGACCUAGGGAAGUACAAGUCCAUUCCUCAUCAUCACAGAGGUGAAGUCCAAUUUUUAGGACGGUAUAAACUCCUGAGGUAUUCCAGAGAGCGUCAGUAUAUUGAUGGGUUGAACAAUUUAAUAUAUACUCCUAAAAUACUCAUCAGUAGAUUUUAUAAAAAUAUAACUGUAAACCUCAUACCAGAGCUAGCUCCUGUUAAAGACUAUUGAUGGAAGUGGAGUGGCAAGCUACACGCCUGGAGUUCAAACUUGUAACACUGGAAAAUACAAAUUAAAGACAUAUGAAAAGACCUUAAAUUAGGUCUUUUUGACUAUUUGAUGAAAGAUGUUUGGGAAGAGAAGAAAAAUGACUGCAUGUGUUACCAUGCAUUCUAUUAUGAAAAGAAAUGCCAGCAGCUACUACUCAAUGUUUACAGCAUGGACUACUAUAUUCAAGCCUUGUUUCACCAUAUUCUCUAUCUUAAGCCACUCAACUAUAUAUACUGCAGAAAACAGAUCUGUAGCUUGUUUGGAAGCCAAGAGAGAGGCCUUUUCUCCCAGGAAAUUUUUAUAGUUAAAAACCGUAACUUAAAUGAAUGCUUUUUGUUUCCUUUUUAAAAUGUGUUUUGUAAAUAUGUGAUGUAAAUUAAUGUGCUCAAAUAGCUUUUUAAAUAUGGUAAAUUAUGCUUCAGUAUGUAUUUAGGUAUAUUACUGUUUUCAUUCUGUAUUCAGUAGCAUGAAAGAACAAAUGUAAAUAUUUGUGUUUAAACAAAGUUUAUACCUUAUAUGAAAUGAUGGAACUAUCAAUAAUUGAUGGCCAGCUAUGACUGUAAACUGUUAUACAAGUUUUGAGCUUUAGGCCUGCUGCAUAUCUGUAUAGAAGAAUUAAUUUAACAUGUAAGCUUGAUAGGAAGAAAGCUUUUAAUUUUACUUAUUACUAGUAAAAUCCUAUGAUUCCCUGCUUGCCAUCUAAAUCAUAGUUUAUGCAUAUUGCAUGUGCAUUUUAGAAAAAUCUUAAGGUUGUUGCAUAUCAUGAUAUACAGGAACUCUUACUUUAAUUGUCUGCACAUGUGCCACAAGUGUCAAUGUCAGGGAUUUUAUGCCUAAAACAGUGUGUUCAAGUCUGUGUAUUGUAGUUUGGUAGUAUCUUCUUUUUUAUUCCUAGUAAACAGCACUUUCAUUCCUCAAGAAUCAGAAGAGCCAAAAAUGUAUCUUCAUUGGAAGACAAAUGUUAAAGUUAAUUUUUUAAAGAAUUGAUAGUAAAAUAUAUUCCUAACCUUUGUAGGGUGGGAUUUUUAAAAGCACACUGUGGGCCUAACUGCUCCAUUGAUUAUGAUAGGAUCAAUGGAACCAGAAUUAAGCCAGUGCUGAGUGCUUUUGAAAAUCUCCCCCAUAAUAUAUUAAUCAGCAUAGAUAUUAAGGGCCUAAUCCUUUGAAGUGCUGAGCACUUCCUGUAAAGUGCUAAGCACCCUCAACUUCAUGACUUACAGUGAAAUUGAGGGUACUCAGGACUGAUCAGGAUAGAUCCCAGAUAAUUGUCUAUUUUUGUGGAAUUAAAUGCAUGAAUAUCUAGCCUCUAUGUUUUUGUUCAUCAUAAAUCUUAAUUUUCCUUUUGCUCUGCCUGUAUUGUUAUGCUAUCUAAUAGCAUCCCAUUCAGAAACACUAUCUUUGCCUAAUAUUUUUAUAUAUCCAUAGGUAAUAUGAUGUAAGGAGGUAGUCUGAAACACUUUUAUUUUCUCUGUUAAUACAACACAAAUCAGUUAAAUGUUGACCAAGAUGAUCUAUGAGAUUAUUUUGUGACUGUCACAAUCAUUCAGUGAUUUAGGAACCAAAGACUUUCUUCUGCUCCCCUGAAGAAUAAAAAACAGUAUAUUGAUAAAUUAUUUAUUAUAUAGUGUUCCUGCAAGAGUGCUGACAAGAAAUACCAAUCUAAUCUCACUGCCC